Colletotrichum paranaense is the source of this 1008-nucleotide messenger RNA. RefSeq lists its product as uncharacterized. Bases 1 to 1008 code for a protein of 335 amino acids. The transcript is spliced from 4 exons. Gene Ontology annotation, biological process: carbohydrate metabolic process. Gene Ontology annotation, molecular function: hydrolase activity, hydrolyzing O-glycosyl compounds. Lineage: Eukaryota; Fungi; Ascomycota; Sordariomycetes; Glomerellales; Glomerellaceae. The record is from RefSeq and is a predicted model, not a curated record.
AUGCGUGCCUUCUCAACGAUUAUAUGUCUCGCUGGUCUUUGGCCGUGCCUCACUUAUGGCUUCGUCAAUCCUAUUAGAACAGGGAGCGACCCGCAAAUGGUGUAUGAGAAUGGAAUGUACUAUUUGACCUCCACAACGUGGACCGAUGUGCGUAUCACCGCGGCCUCCACUAUCGAAGGUCUCAAGACAGCAGAGCCUCGCGUCAUCUGGUCCGAUACCACGAAUCCGGCCAGAGCCUGCAAUUUCUGGGCGCCUGAGAUGCACAAACUUGGCGAUCGGUGGUACACAUACUUUACAGCAAGUGUAUGCAACUCCGACUGGGGUAUCGUGCUGCCGUCUUUGAGAGUGUUUGUUCUCGAAGGCGGCGAACAGAGCCCAUUGUCUGCAAACUACACAUUGUUGGACUCGAUUGUUCCUCCAAACUACGACGGAGGGAUGCUUGAUGCGACUGUUUUUGAGAUUGAAAAUACGAAGUAUUUUUUGUUUUCUGCUGUUAAGGGCCCUAUCAGCCCUGAUGGUGCAUCACUCUGGAUCGCUGAGCUCCUAUCGCCAACAGAAUGCGGCAAUGCCACAAUGAUAGCAGCCCCUGAAUACGGAUGGGAGAAAGAAGACUCUGCCGUUCUUGAGGGACCAUACGGAGUAGUCUCGCCUUGCGGCACGAUUUACGUAGUCUACUCAGCCGACUCUUGCAGCACGCCGGCGUACAAGCUCGGCGCCAUGAAGUUCGCUAAAGGCGGCGAUCCGCUCAGCCGGAGUUCAUGGACCAAGCUAUCUCAGCCCAUCUUCGAAACCAAGAACGGACUCUAUGGGCCUGGCCAUAAUGCCUUUUUCAAGAGCCCCGACGGGACACAGGAUUGGCAGGUGUUCCAUGCCAACCUUAAUCCGGGUGAUGGAUGUGGCACCACUCGAAAGGUGUUUAUCCAGCCUGUACGCUGGACUAACAAUACAGUUGACCUGGGCGAUCCUCUGCCAGUCGGUACUGAGAUCAAUCCACCGAGUGGCGAGUAA